UGACCUCUGGAAUCCGGCAAGGAGCUGGACGAUGGAGGAGCUGGGCGCCUGGAUCCCUGCGCUGGAGCCAUUCCGGGUGAAGCAGGCUCCCCCUACUAUCUACUACAUGCCUGACUUUGUGUCCGAAGAGGAGGAGGAGUAUCUUCUGCGGCAGGUCUACAAUGCCCCCAAGCCCAAGUGGACGCAGCUGUCGGGGAGAAAACUUCAGAACUGGGGUGGGCUGCCCCAUCCGCGGGGCAUGGUGCCGGAGCAACUUCCUGCCUGGUUGCAGCGCUACACUGAAAAGAUCUCGAGCCUGGGGGUGUUCGGGGGCCGACAUGCCAACCACGUCCUCAUCAAUGAGUACCAGCCCGGCCAGGGCAUCAUGCCCCACGAGGAUGGGCCCCUCUACUACCCACGCGUCAGCACCAUCAGCCUGGGCUCCCACACGCUCCUGGACCUGUAUCGGCCCUUCCGUUCUGCUUUGGGGCCUGAGGCCGAGGAGGAAGAGCAGAAGGGCCCCCAGACGGAGCAGCAACGCCAUCUUUCAUCCCUGCUGCUGGAGCGCCGCAGCCUGCUGGUCCUGGCCGGCACCGCCUACACGCGGCUCCUCCACGGCAUCCGCCCGGUCACCGCUGAUACCCUGACCGGCCCCGUGGCCAACCUGCCCUCCUGCCCCUCCGCCCAGCCCGGUGCCACCCUGCCGCGCGGCACCCGCGUCUCCCUGACGGUCCGCCACGUGCCCCAGGUCCUCCAGACCGGCCUCCUCCUGGGCAAGUGACCACCAGAGGAAGAUGGG
Tachyglossus aculeatus (Australian echidna) is the source of this 778-nucleotide messenger RNA. RefSeq names its product alkB homolog 6 (gene ALKBH6). The transcript is spliced from 6 exons. Lineage: Eukaryota; Metazoa; Chordata; Mammalia; Monotremata; Tachyglossidae. Bases 32 to 760 code for a protein of 242 amino acids. The record is from RefSeq and is a predicted model, not a curated record.